Messenger RNA from Aedes albopictus (Asian tiger mosquito), 1716 nucleotides. RefSeq lists its product as uncharacterized. Lineage: Eukaryota; Metazoa; Arthropoda; Insecta; Diptera; Culicidae. Bases 310 to 1092 code for a protein of 260 amino acids. The transcript has 2 exons. The record is from RefSeq and is a predicted model, not a curated record.
UGCAAUUACAUAACAAUUGGCCUAAUAUUUAGUACAAAGUAAGAUACGUAUAUCAUUUAGCCAUGUAUAAAAUUCGUUAGCGUGAAAUUAAAAAAAAAGUCCUCCAAACAGUCUUACACCCUAUAUCAGUAAAACUUUGAUAAAUACUCAAAAUUUGCUAUGACUAAAAGUUGAGUCCUCAUAGGAAAACUGGACGAAAUGUUCUUAGAAGUUUAUGGGUGCUGUUUUUUUUUUCAGAAAUGCUAGAAGUUCAAGAGCGUCAGACGGCACGGUUUCUUAAAACUAAGGUGUUGGAAGUAAUCCAAAGCUAUGGUAUUGGAAUUGAUCAAGUUUUUUUCUGUUACGUGCGACAAUGGAGCCAACAUGGUGGCCACUGUACGCGAAUUAAAGCAAGAAGUCGAGCUACUGUCGAAUGAUUUCGACAACGUCAUCGAAAUGGAGAAGCAGGAUAAUGAAUCACACGAGUUCACGGCGGCUCUAAGUAACGAGCUUAGCGAAAACCUGAAUUUGGUGCGCUGUGCAGUUCACACACUCCAAUUGGCGAUAUUGGACGUGGUCAAUAAGUCAGACGCUUCUGUAAAAAUUGUUACAGACAUUGCUAAAAAAUGCAAACACGUAAAGUACACACUAAGUUUCAACACAGCGAACAUCUCAUAUCCCCCUGUUUGGGGAAUCACUCGAUGGUGUGGGAUUUAUGAAAUGAAUCAAAGUUUCGUAGACAACGAACAUUUUUUCAAGGAACUGGCACAACAGUUUCCAGAAUUAGAACUUGGCGAAACAUGGGACUUUAUUCGCAUCUACCAGCAAGCCUUCAAGCCGCUCUACUUGUGCAACAAGAACAUGCAGGCGCGGCAUGUGUCACUGCCAGAUUUUUAUCUGCAGUGGCUUAUGGCUAUAAUGGAAGUGAGAAAAAUGAAGCAAAAUCGGUUCUCAGAACCAUUACAAGAGGCAUUGACGAAGCGGCUGCAAAAUCUACUCAAAUCCAGAGCUUUUAAAAUAGCUUUAUACUUGGAUCCUCGCCUGAAUUAUAUGGGAUCCAAGUUGUUCAGCUCAGAAGAAAAAGAGCAAAUACAGGUAAUUACAUACUUAUAAUGCUAUCACAGCUGCGUAUUUGUCUUGCAGCCAUCCAGAACCGUUUUAAUAUUACAACAUAUUACUAUUCCAAAUAAGAAGAAAAACCAUCACAACAAUACUCUUCUUGAUGUGUUCGGAAAUAACUAGUUUUCGAAAAUUGUGCAAAAUUACCUUAUUGUAGUUUCACCUUAACUCAUAAAUUUGAUCUAGUUAAUCAGAAACAACUCAGAGUUUGCAUAUGGUCAAAUUACACCUAACCAGGUUUAACCUAACCGCACCUAACUGAAGUUUUGAUAUAAGUGUUCCAUUUUUUCAGAUUUGGUUAUACUGAAAUUCUUACGAAUAGGUAUUUGGGGUUAAAUUGUAAGAUGUUUUUAUUUCCUUCAAUGCGCAUCAAUAGUUUCAACCGUUUUAACAGGUUUAUAACAUAUAGCUUAAUUUUACAGGGUUAUAUAAUCGAAACGUACAACCGUAUUUGCUCUUAUCGGAAGUCUGCACAAUCAGUCAACAUGGACACUUCGUCAUCUACUCAGGAGGACGAUUUCGACUCGUUCAUCACUGAGAUGUACGGAGAGUGCGAUGCCCCUGCCUCUUGUGAAACCAGCUCCCGGUUCCUCCAGCAACUAAAAGCUCUGGAUGUUG